Molecule: messenger RNA, 263 nt
Organism: Prorocentrum cordatum
Lineage: Eukaryota; Dinophyceae; Prorocentrales; Prorocentraceae
Source: the annotation of a GenBank genome assembly
GCGCUGCAGGCUCGAGCCCACCGUGGUCGGCUACAACUCGUCGAUCAGUGCGUGCGCCAGGGGAGGCCAGUGGCGGCUCGCGCUGUCGCUGUUCAGCAAGGCCGCGGACUUUGCGCUCGAGCCCGACGUCGUCGCCCACAACGCGGCCAUCAGCGCCUGCGCGCGGCGGGGGAGGUGGCGGCGGGCCCUGCUGCUGCUCGGCGGGCUGCGGGCCGCGGGGCUCCGGGCGAGCGUCGUCAGCUACAGCGCCGCCGUCAGCGCCU